AUGUCUUCGCGACCCGAGCUGAAGGUCGACGAUGAGCAUGGCUUCAUUCGAUACUUCAAGUCCCUUCCAGAGGUUCAUGAGGACACGAUCCGGAUUUUUGACCGAGGUGAUUGGUACACAGCACAUGGUGAAGAUGCCAACUUCAUCGCGAGAACAGUCUAUAAAACCACAUCAGUCGUUCGACAACUAGGACGAGAUGACAAGACCGGCCUUCCGUCUGUCACCAUGACCGUGACCGUUUUCCGACAAUUCCUCCGAGAAGCCCUCUACAAGCUCAGCAAGCGCGUGGAGAUUUACCAAAGCACAAGUGGUCGCAUGAACUGGAAGGUCGUCAAACAAGCCUCGCCCGGAAACCUGCAAGAUGUUGAGGAAGAGCUCGGAGGGCAAUUUGAGGCAGCUCCUAUGAUCCUGGCCGUCAAGAUUACAGCCAAGGCCUCCGAGGCGCGCAGCGUCGGUGUCUGCUUCGCCGACGCUAGCGUCCGAGAACUGGGUGUCAGCGAAUUCCUCGACAAUGACCUCUACUCGAAUUUCGAGGCUCUCUUGAUUCAGCUCGGUGUCCGGGAGUGUCUGAUACAGGCCGACAAGGCGGAGAAGGAUAAGCGAGAUCCUGAACUCACCAAGCUGCGACAAAUCAUCGACAAUUGCGGUGUGGCUGUCUCAGAGCGGUCGGCAGUCGAAUUUGGGACCAAAGACAUCGAACAGGACCUCGCCCGACUGCUCAAGGACGAAAGGGCUGUCACACUUCUGCCUCAGACGGAAAUGAAGCUGUCCAUGGGAUCUGCUGCCGCACUCAUCAAAUACCUGGGGGUUCUACAUGACCCUUCCAACUUUGGACAAUACCAGUUGUACCAGCACGACUUGGCUCAAUUCAUGAAGCUCGAUGCCGCAGCCCUCAAGGCCUUGAACCUCAUGCCAGGCCCCCGAGACGGAGCGAAAUCGAUGAGCGUGUACGGCCUGCUCAAUCACUGCAAGACCCCCAACGGCAGCCGUUUGCUGUCCCAGUGGCUGAAGCAGCCUCUGAUGAGCAAACAAGACAUCGAAAGACGCCAGCAGCUGGUGGAGGCCUUCGUCAGCGACACCGAACUCCGCCAAACGAUGCAGGAGGAGCACCUGCGUUCAGUCCCUGAUCUUUACCGUCUUGCGAAGCGUUUCCAACGGAAGAAGGCCAACCUGGAAGAUGUGGUUCGGGCGUACCAGGUCAUCAUUCGCCUGCCCGGCUUCCUCGGCACCUUGGAAGGUGUGAUGGACGAGGCGUACCGGGACCCUCUGGACGAGGCAUACACCUCCAAACUCCGCACUCUUUCCGACAGCCUUGUCAAGCUCCAGGAAAUGGUUGAGACCACGGUCGAUCUGGACGCUCUUGAUCGCCAUGAGUACGUCAUCAAACCUGAAUUUGAUGACAGUCUACGCAUCAUUCGCAAAAAGCUUGACAAGGCGAAGAGAGACAUUGACCAGGAGUUCAACAAGGCCGCCCACGAUCUUGGACAGGAGAAGGAGAAGAAGAUAUUCCUCGAAAACCACAAAGUUCACGGAUACUGCAUGCGACUAACGAGGACCGAAGCCGGCUGUAUCCGCAACAAAUCAGGCUACCAGGAGUGCUCGACACAGAAGAACGGCGUGUACUUCACGACCAGGAACCUGCAGAACCUACGCCGCGAGUUCGAUCAGCAGUCGCAAAACUACAACAGAACCCAGGCUAGCUUGGUGAACGAGGUCGUCGGAGUUGCGGCCUCGUACUGCCCUGUUCUCGAGAAACUUGCCGGCGUCCUUGCCCACCUUGAUGUCAUCAUCUCUUUUGCCCACUGCUCAGUUCACGCGCCGAUCGAGUACGUCCGGCCGAAGAUGCACAAACGGGGCGAGGGCCAGACAGUGCUGAAAGAGGCACGUCACCCUUGUUUGGAGAUGCAGGAUGAUGUGCAGUUCAUCACGAACGAUGUGGAGCUCACGAAGGACAAGUCCUCCUUCCUUAUCAUCACCGGACCCAACAUGGGCGGAAAGUCGACGUACAUCCGCCAGAUUGGCGUCAUCGCCCUCAUGGCGCAGGUCGGCUGCUUCGUUCCCUGCGCGGAGGCUGAGAUGACCAUCUUCGACUCCAUCCUGGCUCGCGUCGGUGCGAGCGACUCCCAGCUCAAGGGCGUCUCCACCUUCAUGGCCGAGAUGCUCGAGACAGCCAACAUUCUGAAGUCUGCGACAGCCGAGUCCCUUAUCAUCAUUGAUGAGCUCGGUCGCGGCACGUCGACAUAUGACGGCUUCGGCCUAGCCUGGGCCAUUUCAGAACACAUUGUCAAGGAGAUUGGCUGCUCCGCCAUGUUCGCGACCCACUUUCACGAGCUCACGGCGCUGGCCGACCAACACGCCCAAGUGAAGAACCUCCACGUCACGGCGCACAUUAGCGGAAGCGAAGAAGGUGACGCCAAGCGCGAGGUGACGUUGCUGUACAAGGUCGAAGACGGCAUCUGCGACCAAAGCUUCGGCAUCCACGUCGCCGAGCUCGUGCGCUUCCCGGACAAGGUCGUCCGCAUGGCGAAGCGCAAGGCGGACGAGCUUGAGGACUUUACGACCAAGCACGAAGACCUCGGGCUUAAGUACAACAAGAGUGACGUCGAAGAGGGCAGCGCCAUGCUUAAGGACGUGCUCGUUCGGUGGAAGGAUGAGAUCAAGGGCGGCGCAAUGAGCAAACAAGACAUGGUCAAGAAGAUGAGGGAGCUGGUCGCGUCAGACGAGAAGCUGUUGGCGAAUCCCUUCUUUCAGUCGGUCAAGCUUCUGUAA
Verticillium alfalfae VaMs.102 is the source of this 2769-nucleotide messenger RNA. Its product is annotated as DNA mismatch repair protein msh-2. Gene Ontology annotation, biological process: mitotic recombination; mismatch repair. Lineage: Eukaryota; Fungi; Ascomycota; Sordariomycetes; Glomerellales; Plectosphaerellaceae. Gene Ontology annotation, molecular function: mismatched DNA binding; ATP-dependent DNA damage sensor activity; ATP binding. Gene Ontology annotation, cellular component: MutSalpha complex; nucleus. The record is from RefSeq and is a predicted model, not a curated record. The coding region runs from base 1 to 2769 and encodes 922 amino acids. The transcript is spliced from 3 exons.